Messenger RNA from Drosophila eugracilis, 1559 nucleotides. Its product is annotated as probable methylthioribulose-1-phosphate dehydratase. Gene Ontology annotation, molecular function: metal ion binding; methylthioribulose 1-phosphate dehydratase activity. The record is from RefSeq and is a predicted model, not a curated record. Gene Ontology annotation, cellular component: cytoplasm. Bases 108 to 791 code for a protein of 227 amino acids. The transcript is spliced from 4 exons. NCBI's taxonomy places the organism in Eukaryota, Metazoa, Arthropoda, Insecta, Diptera, Drosophilidae.
AGCAGCAUUGUUUACAUUCGUGAUUCGUUGCUUUCAGAAUCCCUUUAUCUGGCUUAUCAGUGUCGUACGGCAAAGAUUACGGCUUAACCAGUCACGUUGUCAGCGAGAUGGCCCUUUCGAUCUUCAAAGACUUGCCCGCGGAGCAUCCGCGCCACCUGAUUCCAUCGCUAUGCAGGCAGUUCUACCAUUUGGGAUGGGUUACCGGAACAGGAGGUGGAAUGAGCAUUAAAUACAACGAUGAGAUCUACAUAGCACCAUCGGGCGUCCAGAAGGAGCGAAUGCAACCCGAGGAUCUGUUUGUGCAGGACAUAACCGGCAAAGAUCUACAGCUGCCGCCGGAGAUCAAGGGAUUAAAGAAGAGCCAGUGCACGCCACUAUUCAUGUUGGCAUACCAGCACCGCCAGGCGGGAGCCGUUAUUCAUACUCACUCCCAGCACGCUGUAAUGGCAACGCUUCUGUGGCCAGGGAAAACCUUCCGCUGCACCCAUUUGGAGAUGAUCAAGGGUGUGUACGAUGAGGCGGAUAAGCGAUAUUUGCGCUACGAUGAAGAGCUGGUGGUUCCAAUCAUCGAGAACACUCCAUUCGAACGCGACUUGGCAGAUAGCAUGUAUGCCGCCAUGAUGGAGUAUCCCGGCUGCAGUGCUAUUUUGGUCCGUCGACACGGCGUUUACGUUUGGGGACAGAACUGGGAGAAGGCAAAAACCAUGUCGGAAUGCUAUGACUAUCUCUUUUCUAUUGCUGUGGAAAUGAAAAAAGCCGGAAUCGAUCCAGAGAAGUUCGAGAGCUCAUAAGGAAAUAAAGCUGAUAAAAAUACACACGCCAAUCGCUUGUUAACACUGCAUAAGCCUUUUAAUGCAUUUACUAUAAGAAAUGUAAUUGUCAAAGCAAAAUAAAAGUUCCCUUUUGUUGGUCCAAUAUAAAACAAGUUUGUAAAAACUUAAAUUGUUCAAUGUCAGAGUUUAAACAAUUAAAAAUAAGAAUUCGUUAACGAAUUUUGUAAUUACUUUAAUUGCGUAAACAAUGGGUUAAUAAUGUUUCUUGAAUGAGCUCAUGAGGUGGCAUAUUGUUCCCUAAUAAUCUCAAGACUCUUGAAGCCUUAUCGCCAUUUUAUGGACAUUUCAAACUGAGUGCGCACUUUGCACUAAAACUUGAACCAAGGAGCGUGGUAACAGCCAUGGACAACAGCUGAUAACAGCUGUUACGGGUCCAUGUUAGCUUCCCAUGUUAAUGUUAAAGUCUAAACUCCAUACAAGUUACCGUGGUUUUGUAGAUUGCAAAGUAUAAGCUAGUUUUGAUCUUAUCUGUUGAAAAAAUUGUUUUAAGCAGCUGGUUAACAGUUUCGUGAGAGUGAGAGAACCCAAUAAUAGCACACACUAACAACGUUAAGCACCGCAAAUGUAAACGCAACAAGUGCGAGCGAGUGAGGUCUAUCUCGACCGGCUCUUCGCUGUACCGCCAUCUCGCUCCCACGCGGCAGGGGGAGUAAAGUGAAAAAAAGCGACAAUAAAAUCACCGAUUGCACGCUGCCUGCUCAUUAUUUCGCGUUCUUCGCUCAAAGC